Topomyia yanbarensis is the source of this 1801-nucleotide messenger RNA. RefSeq names its product tRNA (guanine(37)-N1)-methyltransferase. Bases 136 to 1536 code for a protein of 466 amino acids. Lineage: Eukaryota; Metazoa; Arthropoda; Insecta; Diptera; Culicidae. Gene Ontology annotation, cellular component: mitochondrial matrix; cytoplasm. The transcript has 4 exons. Gene Ontology annotation, biological process: tRNA N1-guanine methylation; mitochondrial tRNA methylation. The record is from RefSeq and is a predicted model, not a curated record.
GAAAGUGAUCAACGAUGUCAGCUUAUUUGUCAUUGUGAAGAAUGAAAUGAAACGUGUUUUUGUUAGAGUUGGGAUCUGUUUGUAGAUUAUUUUUGGUUUUUUUCCCGUAUUUACUACACGAAAAGCAUGUAGUUAAUGAAAUUGCCACGAUUGCAUGGUAUUUUGUCUCAACAAUCCUUGGGAUUGUGUAUUCUUAGUCGAUUCCGGCACUAUUUUCGUAACAUGGCCUGUUCAGAAUUGAAUCCACCAGAAACGGUGCGAGGAAUGACUGUGCUUGAUAGAGAAGCGUUCACAAAACAAAUCGUCGUACCAGUGUUACGAGUACCGGAAACUUUAAAUUUCAAUAUGAUUUGCACUGAAGUGAAGAAAUACCUCCUUAAAAUAGAGCAUUAUAAACCUGUGCGAAAGGGAGAAUGGGUAAUAACGUUACAUCCCUCUGCCGUCAAAAGCUGGUCGGAUAUUUGUCUGGAAGACAAAGGUCUCAGGGCAGAAAAUCUUGUGUGGGAAACAAUUAUGCUGAGGUACGAAAACUGGAGAUUCGAUGAAGUGCUAAAAGCAGUCUUGCCAGAAGACAAAGAGCAACUGUCAGCAUUUUCUAAGAUCGGACACGUAGUGCACCUUAACUUGAAGGAACACCUGUUCCCUUAUAAAGGCCUUAUAGGUCAAGUUAUUAUGGACAAAAUUCACGGUUGUAGAACAGUCGUGAACAAACUAAAUAUAAUCGACAACACAUAUCGAAAUUUUCAAAUGGAGUUAUUGGCAGGUGAUGAGGACUUUCAAGUGUUGGUAAAGGAAAAUGGUGCUACUUUUGAGUUCGAUUUCUCUAAAGUUUAUUGGAAUCCCAGACUUGCGACUGAACACGAAAAAGUUGUCAAAAUGCUGAACAAAUGCGAUAUUCUGCUUGAUGUGUAUGCAGGAGUGGGUCCAUUUAGUAUUCCUGCCGCUAGAAAAGGGUGCACCGUUUUGGCAAAUGAUUUAAAUCCUGACUCCUACGAGGCUCUAGUGAAAAAUUCUGUAAAGAAUAAAGUUGAUUCACGCACAACUUGUUUCAACAAAAAUGGAAUUGAUUUCAUUCGAGAAGAAGUUCGAGCCGUGAUAUUAAACAAAAAUCAAGAUGUUCACUUUAAUGGAACCAUUCACAUCACAAUGAAUCUACCCGCACUAGCAGUUAAUCAUUUAGUUAACUAUGUUGGUCUUUGCAAAGAGGACACUCUGGAGAUAACUAAAUUUCCUUUAGUUCAUGUAUAUUGCUUUGCAAAGGGAACUGAUGAUAAGAAAGUGAUUGCGCAAAGUAUGGUUGAGCAAAGUAUUGGCUUUUCUCUUAAUUCUAAUUUAAAAGAGAUUGCUUUGAUAAGAAAUGUAGCGCCUAACAAGGAUAUGAUGCGAGUAAGCUUUUACCUUACAGAUGAGAUCCUAUUCUCACAUGCUACUAGUUUCAAACGAUCUGCAGAUGCCAAAGUUGAACAAACUUGUAAACGAAAAUGUACUGAUAAUGGCCAAGAAGAACGUGAAGAAGCAGAUUGCCAAAAAAGCUAAAAAUGUAUUUGCUGUAUCACAAAGCAAAAAGAACAACGUGAAAAAGGCGAAAGAGGUCUCAGCAAAGCUGAAAAAGAUAAAUGUCCAAGCAAAACGAGAGAAAGCUGAUAAUUCCUUCCAGGAUCUACAUGCACAGAUUGUAUCGAAAAAGCAGAACAAGAAAUCAGUACCAAAAGUACCUGUACAAAAAAAUAAAACCCAAACAAGUACAAAACAUGUAGAAGCAGGUUUAGACAAAAUGCAAAUGUAACAUAUGUUAAUCAAA